This is a messenger RNA of Lathyrus oleraceus (garden pea), 1129 nucleotides long. Its product is annotated as VQ motif-containing protein 4. The transcript has a single exon. The coding region runs from base 185 to 967 and encodes 260 amino acids. NCBI's taxonomy places the organism in Eukaryota, Viridiplantae, Streptophyta, Magnoliopsida, Fabales, Fabaceae. The record is from RefSeq and is a predicted model, not a curated record.
AACUCACUUAUUAUAUAAAGCUCUUAGAUAGAGAAAUGUUUUCAUUUUAAAGUCUCAAAGGACCCUACUACUACAUUUCUUACCGAACCAAAUAAAAGUCACAAAGAGUGUUCUUUCAUUCUUCCCUCACUCUGUUUCUCUUGUUUCUCUCUCUCUUGUUUCUCUCUCAUCAGUCAACAUAACCAUGGAUUCCAACAACAACCUCAAAUCUCCAAGAAACGGUUCUUCUCUUCCUUCACCACGCUAUAGCCAGAGUUCUAGUAGCAGCACCAACAGUAACAUCAUCAACAAUGAAACGGUUUUGAACCUACCAAAACCCAUAACCAGAUCCGAACCGGGUAGCCCGUACCCGACAACAUUUGUUCAAGCUGACCCAUCUUCAUUCAAACAGGUUGUUCAAAUGUUAACUGGAUCCGCUGAAACAGCAAAACAAACCUCUUCCAAUUCCACCAACAAUAACAACAACAUAAGAAACCAUAUUCCACCCAUCAAAACCAUACCUAAUAAACCGAACCAAUCUGGUUUCAAACUCUAUGAACGAAGAAACUCUCUCAAGAAUCUUAAACUCAACCCUCUGUCACCUGUUUUCUCUUCAAAUAAUUCAAACCCUUCUGGUUUCUCUCCUCGUAACUCUGAUGUUCUGUCACCAAGCAUCCUCGAUUUUCCUGCACUUGUUCUCAGUCCUGUUACUCCUCUUAUACCCGACCCGUUUAACAGAAACACCGUCACCGGUGGUGGUGGUGGAAGCGGUUACCGAUGCGGGAAUGCGAGUCCAAGUCCGAGUCCGAGUCCGAAACCGGUUUUGAACACUGAAGCUGAAGAAAAAGCUAUCAAAGAAAAAGGGUUUUUCUUACACCCUUCACCUGGAAACACUCCAAGAGACUCUGAACUUCGUUUGCUUCCUCUGUUUCCGACUACUUCUCCUAGAGCUUCGGGUCCUUCUUCUUCUUCUACUUCGAGUACUUGAAUUUUAUUAAAUUUUUAAUUUUAUUUUUAAUUUUAAUUCUUGGUGGUUUAGAUUUUGUUUUAGAUUUUUAUAAUCUAUAUUAAUGGCAUUGAUGAGGUUGAGAAAGAGAUAAUUUUGUUGUAAUGGAUUUUUCACAGAAUCGAAAAUCUUGCUUCAAUUGUA